Molecule: messenger RNA, 1414 nt
Organism: Cicer arietinum (chickpea)
Lineage: Eukaryota; Viridiplantae; Streptophyta; Magnoliopsida; Fabales; Fabaceae
Product: UBP1-associated protein 2C-like
Molecular function (GO): RNA binding
Source: RefSeq, a predicted model, not a curated record
AAGAAAGCCCAAUUACAAACCUGGUACACUGGGUUGGGUGAAUAGUGUAUGUUUGAAGAGACGGAGGUAAGAUAAAAAAAAAUGGAGGAUUUGAAGAAGAGAAAGCUAGAGGAAACGGGAAAUGGUGAAUUAAUUUCCAAGGAAGAUAUUCGGCUUCUCAUCGAACCUCUUGCUAAACCUCAGCUCGUUGAUCUUCUCGCUAAACUAGGGUCCCAAUAUCCUUCAAUUGCAGAAGAAAUAAAAAGUAUUGCGAGUGCUGAUCCUGCCAAUCGAAAGCUUUUUGUUCGUGGUUUGGCGUGGAAUAUCACUUCAGAAACUUUGCGAGCUGCAUUUCAAGAGCAUGGAGAAAUUGAAGAAGGAGCUGUGAUUUAUGAUAAAGUUACAGGAAAAUCUCGUGGCUAUGGAUUUAUCACUUACAAACAUAUGGAAUCAGCUCAGAAUGCAUUGAGUGCACCUAGCAAGUUAAUUGAAGGAAGAUUGGCUGUAUGUAAUCUAGCUUGUGAGGGCCUAAGCGGAACAAGUAGUAGUGCUCCUGAUCUUACCCUGAGAAAGCUUUAUAUUGGAAGCUUAUCACCAGAAGUCACAAGUGAACUGCUUCUCAGCUAUUUUGGGAAGCAUGGUAGUAUAGAGGAAGGUUCAGUUGCAUAUGACAAGGAUUCAAAUGAAUCACGUGGAUUUGGCUUUGUUACGUAUAAGACAGCAGAGGCUGCAAAGAAGGCCAUAGAUGACCCAGAGAAGACUCUUGGGGGGAGAUUAAUAACAGUAAAAUAUGCUGAUUCCCACAAGGGUAAAUCUGGUCAAAUGCCUUUUCCUGCAGGAGUAGUUCCAAUGGCAGCCUUACCAAUAACCCCAGGAUACAUGCAACCUGGAAAAAUUCGUGUAAACUCUGGCACCGCAGUCGGUUAUACGUACCCCCAAACUGCUGCACCGUAUGCUGCAGCUCCUUAUCCAAGUCUACUCACUGCACCUUCUUCUUAUACAACACAAGGGCAGAGUCCUUAUAAUCCGGUUUCUGUGAAAAAAGACCAACGUGGGCUCCUGCAAACUCAAUCUUUGGGAACAAACAGCUACCCUUAUUACUAUCCCAAGCAAUGAAUAUAUUUUACUGGACAUUGUGAUAUUGGUAAUUCUAUAUUUGCUGUCAUAUUCAAUUCUUAAUAGGCCCUAGUUCCUGUCAUAUCAUCAUUGGUUAUUUGUGGAUAUGCUCUGCUCCAAUUUUUUCAGUGCUAUCCCUUCUGUAGAGUUUUGUCAUUCUUAUUACUUGUACUUCUAGGUCAGAAUCUCCUGUGACUAGAAUAUUUUAAUAGAUUUUUUCUGAAUAUACUUUAGAUGGGACAAUAAUUUGUAACUGGGAAUCUUAAGUGUCAAGUCAUUUACCUUAAGUUUCGUGACUAUUUGUUCACAGUUUGUUCAA